AUUGUGGGGCGCGCGGGGAGACCGUUAGAGUACUGUCCAGUGAGGGGCUAAUGGCAUCUUCCUCAGGAGCAGAGGGCGCUGAACUGCUGCAGCAAGGUCAUGGUAGCCUCCUGCCCCCCUGCUCACUCACCACGGAGGACCUUGCUGCCUACCCUGGUUUGGCCAAUCUUCUCAUGGCCCUGACUAAACAUAUGGACUCCAGUGGGCUCAGUACCAAUUUGGCACAACAGCUAGAGGAGGCAAAGAAAGAAUUACAUCUACGCCGAGCAAACUGGCUGAAGUGGGAGACACUACACCGGGUUCUUCAGGAGGCGUUGAGGGACUCGGGGUCUGGACUUGCUGCACAGGACAAAAAAUUCUUAGAAGUCCUGGAACAGCAGCUUUUGGUAGGCGAGCUGAGACAAAUGCUCAACUCUGGUCCUUCUGCACAAGGCACACAGCCAUCGCUUCUAGGUUUGAUGCCCUCGGACCUCUUAGAGCUUCUUCCCUCUAAUCAAGAGCUGGAGCAAAUGCGGAAGCACCUCCCUGUGGAGUUGGAAAAGCAUCUUAAGCGCAAGUGCUUGGCUUUGUUGAGCUACUUCUGUCCAGAGAGUGAUGAUGCUGGAGAGAUUCCACGGGCAGCUCUGAUGAGGACCCUUGCAGAAUGUCUGGCUGCAGAAAAACAGCGUCUGCAGGAGGCCUCUGCUCAGAACCAACAGCUUGUGGGGUUGCUGGAACAGCAGAAAGCUGCCUACCCCCAGGUCCUGUUACGCUGCUUAGCGUUACUGAAACACUUAGCCCGUGAACAUCGUCUUGGUACUCAGUCUGAACUCGACCGCCUCAACGCCCAGUACCUGGAAAUCAAAUGUAGUGCCAUGUUCCUCAAGAUACGGCUUGAAGAACUGACUGUUCUCUUGGAAACCUACGUGCCUGAGAAAGUGGAUGUGCACCGGAUGAUGAGGGAUAAUCUGCAGGCAGCAAUAUGCCAAGGAGAGCAAGAUUUGGCUGCUUCUCGCCAGAUCCUCUCCAGCUAUGAGACUUUGGGCCCUGAAUUUGAGGAACUGGUGAAGGAGUAUGCUCGGCUGCAAGCCAUCAUUGAGAACAGGCGCUGGGUGCUAACAGAAUUCAACAAAGACUGAAACUAAUGUGAAGCGUGAGAGUGACCUUGUUUGAAUGCAGAUCAGUUGACGCAUAGGGACCACUUUAUAAAAUACUCGAAGAAUAAAUAUGAAGCAAAUGAGUUAACGUCUGCGUCUGUGUUGCUUUCUUUUUGCUGAAAAGAGCUCCUGGUGUCCUUUAUCUGCUGCUGUCGUCACAUAUCUACUCAUACUGUUUUCUCACUGCCCCCCUCCUUUUCUCAAAUUGCUAAAAGAGUGCUGAGUUUUUCCUCAGAAUCUGUUACAGCCUUUCUAAAGCACGGAUAAAACUCAAGAGUGCUGUAGUGAUAUCCCAAAUAACAGAUUUUUAUAUUUGCAUGCUGUGCCUGAAGAAAAAUACCGUGCCUGUUGAUAAGAACCAAUAAACAGUAGU
Eublepharis macularius is the source of this 1509-nucleotide messenger RNA. RefSeq names its product HAUS augmin like complex subunit 4 (gene HAUS4). The coding region runs from base 51 to 1118 and encodes 355 amino acids. The record is from RefSeq and is a predicted model, not a curated record. Gene Ontology annotation, cellular component: HAUS complex. Lineage: Eukaryota; Metazoa; Chordata; Lepidosauria; Squamata; Eublepharidae. Gene Ontology annotation, biological process: centrosome cycle; spindle assembly. Gene Ontology annotation, molecular function: microtubule minus-end binding. The transcript is spliced from 10 exons.